AUGGGCUGCUGUGGAUCAAUCAAACACGUUAAUCGGCCAAGAUUACAGAAAUCGAAAAUGAUAAGAACAGGUAGUUUUAAACAAAUCAGAGAGAAAUAUACCAUUCAUCCUAGAUUUUUAGGCACUGGGACCUAUGGAAAGGUCUUUUUAGGUUCUACUGGUGCUUCGAAGGUUGCAAUUAAAACACUUUCUAAGAAGAAUUUAACUGAGCUAGAGAUUACUGCCAUAAAAGAUGAGAUCAGAAUCCUACAGUCUCUAGAUCACCCAAAUAUUAUAAGAUACCAUGAGACUUAUGAAAAUGAAAAGUUUUUUUACCUUGUAAUGGAAUACUGAGAGGGAGGAGAGUUGUUCGAAAAAUUAACUUCUAAGGAAAGCAAAUUUACCGAGCAAGAUGCUGCAAAGAUAAUGAAAUAAGUUGUUCCAUGCUAUUAGCCACUGCCAUUCACAUGGGAUUACUCAUAGGGAUUUGAAGCCAGAAAAUGUUAUGUUUAAUAAAAAGUCAGAUGGCAACACUGAAGUCAAGAUCAUAGAUUUUGGAAUUUCACAACAGAACAAAGGGGAAAAGAUGAAUGUUGUCUGUGGUACUCCUUAUUAUGUCGCUCCUGAAGUAUUAGAUAACUCAGGGUACGGAAACCAGUGAGACAUCUGGUCUCUAGGAGUCAUUAUGUACAUCCUACUCUCAGGAUACCUACCAUUUUAUGGCAGUAACUUAGCAGAGAUUUAUGAGAAAAUUGUUGAAAAUGAGCCUAAUUUUAGCAAAGAAUGUUGGAAAACCAUCUCUGAAGAAGCCAUUGGUCUAAUAAAGAAGUGAUUACACAAGGAACCCGAAAAGAGAAUUUCGGCUGUUCAAGCCCUAAAAUCCAAAUGGUUCUCUAAAAUUGAAGGAAAAGAGACUAACCAGUUAUCGAAUGAGGUAUUUGAAUCCUUAAAAACCUACGAAGCUAAUUCUAUCCUCAAGAAGGAAGCCAUGAAUGUCUUGAUAAACAUGCUCAAAGAUGAUGAAAUAGAGGAUUUGAGGGAAGAAUUUCGAAAAAUGGACAAAGACUAUACAGGAACUAUAUCCGCUCAAGAACUUGAAGACUCUAUCAGAAGAAUGGGGAAGGAUAUUACUGCUAAUGAGAUAAAAGAAAUUAUUGCUAAAGUAGAUUAUCUUGGAAACGGCAAAAUAAAUUAUAGUGAGUUCUUAUCAGCAACCAUUUCAGCUCAGAAUGUUCUCACCAGUGAAAUGCUGUAUGCCCUCUUUAAGCACUUUGAUACUGACUCUAGUGGAGCUAUCUCACGAGAUAAUAUUCAGGAAGCAAUUGAGAAAUCUGGACGAAUAAUAUCCUCAUCAGAAAUCGAUCUUGUUCUAAAAGAACAUGAUAUAGAAAAGACUGGUAAAAUUAGCUUUGAUGAAUUUAAGGUAAUGAUGGGUAUGCUAAAAGUAGAAGAGAUCCAGAAAACAUUAGCUUAAUAACACCUAUCCUAUCCUAUUCUAUACUAUCAAUCCUUCAUUCCUGUU
Messenger RNA from Moneuplotes crassus, 1501 nucleotides. The record is from the annotation of a GenBank genome assembly. Lineage: Eukaryota; Ciliophora; Spirotrichea; Euplotida; Euplotidae.